Molecule: messenger RNA, 1747 nt
Organism: Drosophila persimilis
Lineage: Eukaryota; Metazoa; Arthropoda; Insecta; Diptera; Drosophilidae
Product: facilitated trehalose transporter Tret1
Exons: 4
Coding region: 108-1583 (491 amino acids)
Biological process (GO): carbohydrate transport; transmembrane transport
Cellular component (GO): membrane
Molecular function (GO): sugar transmembrane transporter activity
Source: RefSeq, a predicted model, not a curated record
CAGUUCUGAGCUGAGAGGCUGACAGUUUUCAAAAUCAUUUUCCUAGUGCGGAUCCUUUUUGCUUGACUAAGAAGGAUAUCUACUGCUCCACUCGCGAAACAAGCCAGAUGCCGUCAGUAGCCCGCGAAGAAGAGACAGGAGUUAAAUAUUCCUAUACGGAAGUCAGUUCUUUUCAGAUUAGCGAAGUAAACACGCGAAAUAUGUCGCCAGAACCAGUCAAGACUGGACGCAUUUUUAUGGCCGCUGUGGCAGCUAACUUGUCCGCCUUUGUGGUGGGCACCUGCCUGGGCUGGACCUCUCCAAUUGGACCCAAACUCAAGACCGAAGAUACCUCCGACUCGCCUCUGGACAGACCCAUAACAUCCGAUGAAGAUGCCUGGAUCUCCUCGCUGAUUGCCAUUGGAGCGCUCAUUGCUCCCUUUGUGGCUGGACCCCUGGCGGAUCGCAUUGGCCGAAAGUGGGUACUGCUCUCCAGCAGUCUCUUCUUCGUGCUUGCCUUCGGAAUUAAUAUGGGAGCCUCAGAGGUGUGGAUCCUAUACCUGUCCCGACUGAUUCAGGGCUUCGGCGUGGGGUUCGUGAUGACUGUGCAGCCCAUGUAUGUGGGUGAGAUUUCCACGGAUAAUGUUCGUGGAGCUACGGGCUCUCUAAUGCAGUUGUUUAUUGUGGCUGGUAUUCUAUAUGUCUAUGCAAUUGGUCCCUUUGUCUCGUACAUGGCUCUUCAGUGGUGCUGUAUUGUUGUGCCGGUGAUCUUCGAUGCGAUCUUCUAUUUUAUGCCCGAGAGUCCCCACUAUUUUGCCGGAAAGGGGCGCAAGACAGACGCACUGCGUUCGCUACAGUUUCUGCGUGGCCAAAGCGCCGAGGGAGUGCACAACGAGAUGGCCGAAAUACAAUCCAGUGUGGAGGAGGCCAUGGCCAACAAAGGCACCAUUAUGGAUCUGUUUAAGAACCCCGGCAACCGCAAGGCGCUGUUCAUCUGUGCCGGCCUAAUCUCCUUCCAGCAGCUUUCGGGAAUCAACGUCGUCCUUUUCAAUAGCCAGUCGAUCUUUGCCAGCGCCAACACGGGACUGGAUCCCGCCAUUGCCACCAUUAUUAUUGGCUGCGUCCAGGUGGCAUCCUCGGGCCUGACGCCCAUCGUGGCGGAUCGCCUUGGCAGGAAGGUGAUGCUGCUGACCUCCGCCAGUGUGAUGACAGUGGGUCUGACGGCACUCGGCGCCUUCUUCUACAUGCAGCUGGUGGUGGGUGACAUCUCCAAUGUGGUGUGGAUGCCAGUGCCAGCGCUAGUUAUCUACAACAUAGUCUACUGCACGGGCUUCGGGCCACUGCCUUGGGCUGUGCUCGGCGAGAUGUUCCCGGCGAACAUCAAGUCGUCUGCCUCGUCCAUUGUGGCCAGCACCUGCUGGACUCUUGGCUUUCUGGUUACCUAUUUCUAUCCUGCUCUGGAUGCCCUUGGUUCCUACUACGCCUUCUGGCUGUUUGCCGGAUUCAUGGUGGUGGCCUUCUUCUUUGUCCUUUUCGUGGUCAUGGAGACAAAGGGCCUCAGCCUGCAGGAGAUCCAGGAUCGACUAAACAGCAAGCGCAACUAAGAGAGGGCCUAUUUGUUAAUAUAUGUAUAUGUGUCGUUUAAGUCCUUAAAGAUCUUAUAUGUAUAUCUUAGGUCUAAAAGCAAAGUAUUUUAUUGCAUAGUCUUUUAAGCUUAAACUCAAUUCUGUUAAACAUUUUGCCAAAAUACACUUUAGUAAUAUGAAGA